Messenger RNA from Leguminivora glycinivorella, 533 nucleotides. RefSeq lists its product as uncharacterized. The transcript has a single exon. NCBI's taxonomy places the organism in Eukaryota, Metazoa, Arthropoda, Insecta, Lepidoptera, Tortricidae. Bases 42 to 449 code for a protein of 135 amino acids. The record is from RefSeq and is a predicted model, not a curated record.
UGUUGACACUUCGUAGAUCGUUAGUAAAGAAACCUAGAAAAAUGUGUGGUCGUCUAUUGUUGCUGUUAGCGUGCUUGGGUCUCUGCCAUGGCCAUGCGGUGGUCCCAGUAGUGCCGGCAGCGCACUCGUACCACGGACUUGUAGCGCCUUACCCGCUGGUGCAUCACGGUUACGCUGGCCACGGACUGUUGGGUCACGGAGUGGUCGCCGGACCGGUGGGACAUCACCUGUGGAAACGCUCGCCGCAUUACGUAGCCCCGUUGGCUCCGCUGGCCCACGUGGCUCCCGUGGCCGUCUCUCACCAGUCUCGCGUGGACGUGCACUCUUCGCCAGCUCUCGUGGCCCCCGUCCUGCCAGUGCCGCUACUCCAUAAGACGGUAGUCGCCUCACCGCUGCACUACGGAGCUGGAAUCCAUGGCGGUCUUUAUCCUCACGUCGGACAUUAUUAAGAAAUGUGGAACUCAUUGGCUUUUAUUGUAUAACGUUUUUGGUUACGAAUAGGUAGUUCAGAAUAAUAAAGUGCAAUAAUCAGA